UUUGCAGCAAAUCGCCUGCAGAGAGCAAGACUUAUGCCUCGAUCGAUAUGACGAGGAAUGACGAUGAAGGACACGUCACCACACGUUUCCACACUGACGCUUUUUACGCAUGCGUAUCAUUUGUUUUUGACUGUUCCGACAUCUCCGUCGUCCAUCAAGUGACAAUCCUCGUGAACAAUUGUCCGCCGGUUAUAUCGUCUAGCUGUUACUGAAAAUGUCAGGAAAGUCUAAAGCAUUUACCAAAGAGGAGGAGCUACUAUUGCAAGACUUCUCCAGAAAUGUAUCGACAAAAUCUUCGGCGUUGUUCUAUGGCAAUGCUUUCAUCGUUUCGGCGAUACCCAUUUGGUUGUUUUGGAGAAUACAUUUGAUUGAUUUAUACUCUAACCUGAUCUCUUUUGUAUUGGUUACAUUGGCGAGCACAUACGCCCUUGCCUUAGCAUAUAAAAACACAAAAUUCAUUCUUAAACAUAAGAUCGCAGUAAAAAGGGAAGAUGCUGUAACUAAAGAAAUAAGCCGUAAACUCGCAGAAGACAAGAAGAUGAGCAAGAAAGAAAAGGAUGAAAGGAUCUUGUGGAAGAAGAAUGAAGUGGCAGAUUAUGAAGCAACAACAUUCUCAAUUUUCUACAAUAAUGCCCUUUUCCUGGCAUUCGUCAUCGUAUCUUCGUUUUACAUUUUAAAAACAUUUACACCUGCAGUAAAUUAUAUACUUUCUGUAGGCGUUACUAGCGCAUUCCUAGCAUUAUUUUCAACAGGAUCUCAAUAAUAUAUGCUAUGAACUCAUGUAUUCUGUUAAUUUCAUAAGAAAUCUCCAUCAGUUCGAUUUACCUUUUGAUAUGGAACAAUUAUGGAUAAUAAAAAAUUCUAUUUAUAAUGAAAUCAUCUGCUAUAAAUUAUUUGCUAUUUCCGGACAACAUGGUUAACAUUUCUAAGUUAUAAGCAAUUAAAAAAUUGUUCUUAUUAAAUAGCAAAUAGAACUAUACAUUUGUUAACAUUUUAUCUUUAUAAGGCUUUGACCAAACUCUAAUUAAAUAGUGAUAAUUCAAUGAAAUUACAGUAAAAUUUCUAAAUAUAAUAUGUUGUUUCUAAUUUAAUCUUCUCAAAAAAUAUGUCAAAAAUUAAUGAUUCUAUUCAUUUAACUAUAGAUAUUAUCUGAUAAGCUAAUCGCCGAUUAAUCAGAAUUUGAUGUACAUUAUCUUGAGCAAUAUUAAUUUGUAAUCUUAUGCAAUGUAUAUAGAAAAUUAUAAUAUAAUAGAUAUAAAUUACAUUAU
Messenger RNA from Atta colombica, 1268 nucleotides. Its product is annotated as translocon-associated protein subunit gamma. The transcript has 4 exons. The record is from RefSeq and is a predicted model, not a curated record. Gene Ontology annotation, cellular component: endoplasmic reticulum; membrane. Gene Ontology annotation, biological process: SRP-dependent cotranslational protein targeting to membrane. Lineage: Eukaryota; Metazoa; Arthropoda; Insecta; Hymenoptera; Formicidae. Bases 215 to 763 code for a protein of 182 amino acids.